AAUUUUCGGAGACGAUUGUUUAUGUGCGACGAGAAAGUAGAAAAACGUUGAUUUUUUAUAAUUUAGUUUUUAUUUAAAUUUAAAUCUUCUUGCUAAACGAUAAAGCGGAGUGUGGAUCUAUUGAAAAUAUCUUAAGCAGCUUAAAGCAAAUAAAACAUUUGCAUUUAAAAUUGGCAUACAAUUAAGCGCAAAUAUUGAACUAAAAAAGAACUUUAACGCACACUUACCGCAGUGAAAAGAAAAAUAUGAAAUGUGUGGAAAUAAAAAAUGAAAAAAAAAUCAGUUAAAAACUGAGUGCAGUAAUUAAAAAGACGCUAUAGUUAAAAAAAACGAACGUUUAACACGAAAAAGCUGUAGGCUAAGCCAAAGCCAUUGGCUGUACAUGCAAGCAUACAUUGUGUUGUUGCGCUUGCGUUGUUAUUGUUCUUGUUAGAAGGGUGCACUAAUUCCCUGCCACUAACACACACGCUCAAGAGCAUUAGUUUAAAAGCUCGCAACGCCCAUCACCAUCAAAAAUGGCGCCCACAACAACAAUUGAAACCAUUACAAUCACAAGGCCAUUGAAGGUCAUUGCAUUUAUAUGUGGUGUCAUCGUUGUCAUACUGAUGAUCAUGGCAUUAGCUUCCACGGACUGGUUAAUGGCUGCUGGCUGGCGUCAGGGUCUCUUUGUGCACUGCAUUGAGGAAGAUGUUGAAUCGCCGCUGCCAUUCAAUCUACAUGAUCCGCCGGGUUGUUAUGCUAGUCGUGAUGUGGCUUACAUCAAAGCCACAGCUGCUCUAUGUAUAAUCACAUUGAUAACUGAUGUGAUUGCCACCAUACUCACUGGCCUGGGUUUGAGAACACAAAAUCACAAUGUCAAAUACAAAUUCUACAGAAUCGCUGUGCUGGUGAUGCUGUUAUCAUUGUUGGCUGUCCUGUCUGCGCUGAUAAUAUAUCCAGUAUGUUUUGCUGGCGAACUCAAUUUGGCGAAUCGGCCAAUUUGGGAAUUUGGUUGGGCCUAUGGUGUUGGCUGGGGUGCAGCUAUCUUCCUAUUCGGCGCCGUUGUGCUACUGCUAUGCGAUAAGGAAUCGGAGGAGAUCUAUUAUAAGGAGAGAAAAAUUGUACAUGAAAACCAUAUGCGCGCCUAGGCCAGGCCGCACGACCUGCCUGACGUCGUUCUUUAGACAUUUAAGUAAAUUAUGCGAUUUCUACUGAUAUAAUACUACUAAACUACUACUAUUACAAAGAACAACAAUAUCUAUAAAUCAGCAAACAAACAACAGUAAAUCGUAAAGUUUAAAAGAUGAACGAGGAAAACAAAAAGUAUACAAAAUUAUAAGUGUGUAAUAUUGUCAUCAUUGCCGCCAAUCAACAUACUAGACAGACAGAAACAACAAUGCUGAAAUUGGAAGAAAGCAGUUUAACUAAUUUAACACAGAAUCCCAACACAUACGAAUACAAAAAACGAAUACAAAAACACAUACAAACAAAGUACAUAUACACGUGCAGCCUUUGUAGAUUGUCAGGUGCUGUAACGUAGCUUUUUUUUUAAAUAUCUUGUGUGAUAAAGCUACAAAAUGUGGUGUAUUUCUCUGUGGAAAUUUGUUGACCGCUAAAUCAAAAAUACUUAGGUGCAUAUCAAAUUCAAAUGUAAAUCAAAACUGAAUUUCGCAAGCGCUAAAACUUGGCAGUAGUUUCGAAUUUUACUGACACGCGUUGACGGCGCCGCCGCGGUUAAGGUGUAAAACACGCAUAUGAUACAUAUUUGAACUUGAAUAGAACACACGAUACACACAAAUACACUCGAAUAUUCACAUACAUACAUAUUUUUUGGCAUGCUAAUGAGCUGAUAUCAUUUGUAUAACCAAUUUUAACAAGUACAUAUAACAACAUAAAUGUAUUCAUGGUGAUCGUAUUUAACCGUUUAGCAUUUCAUAGUUACCUACAAGCAUACUAUAUCUACACAUAUGUAUAUUCAUCUAUAAUCGACGUACAUUGCAAUUAUGCACUUGCAUACAUAUAUAAACACACACAUAAGCAUACUAUGUAUUCAUACAUUUGCCAUUGUCUUCGAAAAUGCAUAGUUGCGCACAGAAAUUGUAUCUCAUAUAUGUAUAUGUAUCUCCUGUAACUUUUUAGUUGACCACCCACUUGACCUAAAAUCAUCUACAUGCAUUCCUUACUUUGUAUUCUUUUGUUUGCUUCUUUAUUGGUGUAACUUCCCACGACAAAAUGUAAAAAAAAA
Rhagoletis pomonella (apple maggot) is the source of this 2224-nucleotide messenger RNA. Its product is annotated as transmembrane protein 47-like. The transcript has 7 exons. The record is from RefSeq and is a predicted model, not a curated record. Gene Ontology annotation, biological process: cell-cell adhesion. NCBI's taxonomy places the organism in Eukaryota, Metazoa, Arthropoda, Insecta, Diptera, Tephritidae. Bases 516 to 1127 code for a protein of 203 amino acids. Gene Ontology annotation, cellular component: membrane; cell-cell junction.